Molecule: messenger RNA, 1965 nt
Organism: Exophiala bonariae
Lineage: Eukaryota; Fungi; Ascomycota; Eurotiomycetes; Chaetothyriales; Herpotrichiellaceae
Exons: 1
Coding region: 1-1965 (654 amino acids)
Source: RefSeq, a predicted model, not a curated record
AUGAAUUCCGGCAAAAAGAGUUUGCCCAUCAACAGCGAUGACUGGCAGUCCGAGGAUGAAUAUGUCCAAUCUCUUCUGAGAUUUGUGACGACGUCGGACAUAUUCCACAAUCUCUGCGGCGGCGUCCAUGUUCUGGAUUUCCUGACGCGAGAACCCGAUCUCUACACGACGGUUCUGCCACAGGAAUGGCGCGAGUGGUUCGACCUCGUCAGCAUCGAUGACGUCCUCGAAUUACUCCUACGGCUCGACAUCAAAGGGCUACAGAAACAGCCCAGAGAAACGACCGACUCAUUCGACACACUCCCCUCCCCACCACAGAGCCUCCUGGACUACAUCAGCACCGUCCGAAAACACCUGCUGGGACGGGACUUCUCGCCCGUUGCAGACGACAUCUCGGAGCUGCCGCGGCACGUGGCGGUGGGCAUGAAACCGAAGAAGAUCCACGAGGUGGUGAACUUCGCGGCCUACGUGGGCGAGCUGUCGGCCGACGUGUCCGCGCGGUUCGAUGCGCCCGUCGCGGUCGUCGACUUUGGGUCCGGGCAGAACUACCUCGGUCGCACACUGGCGGGCCCGCCGUAUCGGAAACACGUCGUUGCCAUAGAGCGGAAACACCACAAUAUCGACGGGGCGCGGAGCAUGGAUGUGCAUGCGAGGUUAGCGAAGAAGGAGAAGGUCAUGCGCAAUAAGAAAGAGUGGAAGAGGCAGCUUGCGCUGGCGGAGGAGGACGAGAAUGAGGGUGUUUCGAGCCCGGUGUCGGCUGAUGUGGAGGAGUCACAGGUCGUUUCGGUGCCUGAUGUUGUACUGGAGCAGCUCGAGGCCUCGGGAGAGACGCCGCUCGAUGCGACGAAUGGCUCGAUGACUUACGUCGAGCACGACAUCACGGACGGACAUCUAGAGCAUAUUCUAUACCCAAGCACCCAAGCCCAAGCAGAUGGAACCGACAACACAACCAGUCGUCCCGACCCACCACCACCACCUCCUCCAGCCGAACCCAACACCAAAAUGGCCCAACCCAAAGCAAUGGUAAUCUCGCUACACUCAUGCGGCAACCUGCUGCACCACGGACUACGGUCGUUAAUCCUCAACCCAUCCGUCUGCGCGGUCGCGAUGAUCGGAUGCUGCUACAACCUGCUGACGGAACGGCUCGGACCAGCCACGUAUAAACUGCCACAGCUGCGGCCGAACCACCCGCGCCUCGAAGCCACGGGCAACACAUUCGACCCGCACGGCUUCCCGAUGUCGCGGACGCUCGAGACGUUCGCGCCCAGCGGGGCCGAGCAGGGCACAGCACCAACAUCCACGUCCCGCGGCGUCCGGCUCAACAUCACGGCCCGAAUGAUGGCCGUCCAAGCGCCGUACAACUGGGGCGCCGAGGACAGCGAGGCGUUCUUCCGCCGGCACUUCUACCGGGCGCUGCUGCAGCGGAUGCUGCUGGACGUCGGGGUCGUGCAGCAGUGCGCGGACCCGGGGGGCCUGGGGGCGGGCACGGGCGGAUCGGUGACGGGGCGCGACGCGAGCGGCACGCCACUGAUCGUCGGCACGCUGCGCAAGGCGUGUUUCGCGUCCUUCCGCGCGUAUGUGCACGGUGCAUUGGAGAAGUUACGCCGCGACCCGGUGGAUGGAGCGUUGGUGGCGGAGAAGACGCGCGCGUUGGAUGAUGACGCCGUCAUUGAUGCGUAUGAGACGCGGUGGGGGUUUGCGAAGAAACAUCUCGCGGUGAUUUGGAGUUUGAUGGCUUUUAGCGCCGGGGUCGUGGAGAGUGUGAUCGUGGUGGAUCGUUGGUUGUUUCUCAGGGAGCAGGAUUGUGUCGAGCGUUGUUGGGUCGAGUCCGUUUUUGACUAUCGCCAUAGUCCGCGGAAUUUGGUCGUGGUCGGGAUUAAGAAGACGGGUGUGGAGGGAGGUAGGGGAUGGGAGGAGAAUGGGCAUAUCAAGGAGGUGCAGUUAGCCAGAGAUGAAGUGGCAUAA